CAGGCGUAAGUAACAUUUCCCUUAGCCUUUGCACCUUACAAGUUGCAAAGAAGAGAACAAAGUUUCAGAGAACUCACCACGACACCUUUCUGUCGUCUCCAGAUGGACGCGGAGCUUAGGGCGGCCAAAGCUGCUUACCGGAACGCCAAGGCCGAGGGAAACCACCGGGAGGAGGCGCGGUGGGCCAACGUCAUCGGCGACAUUCUGAAAAACCGAGGAGAGUACGUCGAGGCUCUCAAAUGGCUUCGAAUCGAUUACGAAAUUUCGCUCAAACAUUUACCUGAGAAGCACUUGCUCCCAACCUGCCAAUCCCUCGGCGAAAUCUACCUCCGUCUCGAACACUUCUCCGACGCCCUAAUUUACCAGAAAAAGCACCUGGAGCUUGCGAGGGACGCCAACGACGUCGUCGAGCAGCAGAGGGCGAGCACGCAGCUCGGCCGAACAUACCACGAACUGUUCUCGCGAUCGGAACACGACCACAACUCGAUUCGCAACGCUAAGAAGUACUUCAAGUGCGCGAUGGAUCUCGCAGUGAGUCUCAAGGAGAAUCCUCCGAAUGCCAAGUCUUCUUUCCUCAAGGAGUACGUCGACGCGCACAACAACAUUGGCAUGCUGGAGAUGGAUCUCGACAACUUGCAUGAGGCGCGGAAGAUCUUGACCAGAGGAUUGGAUAUUUGUGAUGAAGAGGAGAUCGGUGAAUACGAUGACGGCCGUAGUAGACUCCACCACAACCUUGGCAAUGUGUAUAUGGAACUUAGGGUUUGGGAUGAAGCUAGGAAACACAUUAAGAGGGAUAUUAUGAUUUGUAACAGAAUUGGACAUAUUCAAGGGGAAGCCAAGGGCUAUAUUAAUCUUGGAGAAGUGCAUUACAGGACUCAGAAAUACGAAGAUGCAAGGGCUUAUUAUGAGAAGGCGCUUGGUUUGGCGAAGAGCUUGGAGGAUGAGGAUGCUUUGGUUAGACAAAUUGAGCAGAAUAUUGAAACUGUGAGAGAAGCUGUCAAGGUAAUGGCUGAUAUAAAGAAAGAUGAACAGAGCCUUAAGAAGCUCAAAAGAGAUAUAGCCUCUGCCAGAGGGACGCCACAUGAGCGCAAAUGCUUGCUGCAGCAGAAUGUGGUUCUUGAACGCCUUGUUGAGAAAGCAAGGAUGAUCUUUGCGUGGGAGAAGCAUUGUGAAUUUGCAAAGGAGAAGAAGAAAAUAGCAGCUGAACUCUGUGAUAGACAGAGGUUGGGUGAUUCAUAUUUGGAUGUUGCUGAGUCAUACCAGAAGCUUAGAAAAUUCAACAAGGCAAUCAAAUGGUACAAAAAGAGCAGGGAAAUGUACAAAGCAAUUGGUAACUUAGAGGGGCAAGCACUGGUGAAAAUUAAUAUUGGAAAUGUUUUGGAUUCUACUGAAAAUUGGAGAGAAGCAUUGGAUGCAUUUCAUGAUAGCUACAGUAUUGCUGUUGAUGCAGACCUUCCUGAUGUGCAACUCUCUGCCUUGGAAAAUAUGCAUUAUAGCAACAUGCUAAGAUUUGAUGACGAGAAUGAGACCAGGAGGUUGAAGCUUCUAAUUGAUAAGCUGAAGAAGUCGGAAGAAAAAGAGGCAGAAGCUAAAAGUAUGCAAGAGGAUUGUUGCUCUGAAACUGAUACUGAAGCAGAUGAUUAUCUGUCAAAUAGUGGGUCUGAUGAUUUUUGCUCUGCAAAGACAAAUUCUCGAUCAAAAUCUCUGACUACUGGAGAAGAAUUGAAAGAUGAUGCAUCUCUUAUGUCACUCUAUCAGUCCAUAAAAGGCUCAUCCAAAAAGAAAGCAGGCCACAAAGAAAGUCUUACAAACUCUACCAAGCCAGAUGAGCAAUCACCCAGGAGUCUGAACAUUCAAACCAAUGAUCAUCAGACAGUUGUUGGUCGUAAACGUGUCCGUGUAAUUCUUUCUGAUGAUGAUGAUGAUGACAAUGUGGAGUGUUCAAGCAGAAAGGAUCAUGAUUGCUUGGUAGAGGACUUGCCCACUUAUGAUGCAAUUAAGAGUAAAGCCAGUCCUUGUAAAAUUCAGGUUAUCUCAGAGUAUGGAUCCAAGAGUGCAAUUAAUGUUGAAGAAAGUAGUAGUUCUUUCAAAUGCUGGAGUCCACAUACAGCGAGUAAAAUUGGCAGACAAUCCAGGUCUUUGAGCAAUGAUAUAGUUGCUGAAGCUGAUUUUCCUAGUGGUUCUAAAUGUAACACAGAUGUCUCUGGCAAACAAAAUGAUAUUGCUCAUGCCAUAUUGCAUCAUUCCCAAAACGAGCACCAGCAAUAUAUUACAUGCCGGAUUGGGAAUGAUCUAAUACAAGUAGAAGCAACCUUGUGUACCACUGGUGAUCAGUUGAACAUUGACUCUUUGAAGGCCGCGGUUGCAUGCUCAUAUUAUCUACAAUUUCCAACUGAAAAGAGAUCAGAGGGUCUGUUGCCCAUUAUUGAGCACGUAAAAUGUGCCGGAAGAGAUCUAGAAUCCCUGGAAACUGUUGAACAUCUUAAGGAAGUUCUGGGAGAUGACAUGGUUGAAGCUUCUGUUGAUGGAUGGAUUCACAAGCGCCUGAUAAAAAGUUAUGUAGACUGCUGCAAGGAGUUGUCUGAGGUACCAAACAUCAAGGUGCUGAAGAAGCUUUACAAUUUAGAGGUUUCAGAUGACGAAAUUGUUGUGUCUGACUGUGACCUGCAAGAUUUGUCUAUUACGCCGUUGAUAAAUGCACUUCAUUCCCAAAAGUCAUUUGCAAUGCUUGACCUCUCUCACAAUUUGUUAGGAAAUGGAACAAUCGAGAAACUUCAAAAGGUAUUCACAGCAUCAGGCCAAUCUUAUGGUGGCUUAACUCUGGAUUUGCAUUGCAAUCGAUUUGGCCCGACAACAUUGUUUCAGAUUUGUGAAUGUUCACUGCUGUUUGCUCGACUAGAAGUGCUUAACAUUUCUGGAAACCGUCUUACCGAUGCAUGUGGAUCUUAUCUUUCAACAAUCUUAAAAAACUGUACAGCUCUUUGUAGCUUGAAUAUAGAGAACUGUUGUGUCACAUCCAGAACUAUUCAAAAAAUGGCCGAUGCAUUGGACUCUAGAUCUGUACUUGCCCAUCUAUGUAUAGGACACAACAGCCCUGUAUCUGGAAAUGCUAUAGUUAAUCUUCUGUCCAAGCUUUCUACUCUGAAAAGGUUUUCUGAGUUGAAUAUGAGAGGUCUAAAACUUGGCAAACCAGUUGUCGAUACCCUUUGCAAGCUUGCAGGGACCUUAACUUUAUCAGGACUAAUACUUGGAGGCACGGGAAUUGGAAACGAAGGUGCGAUAAAGUUAGCAGAAUCAUUGCUCAAGGGGACUGAAGAGCUUGUGAAACUUGACCUAUCAUAUUGUGGUCUAACAUCUAAUUGUGUUUUAAACAUGAGUGUUAAUUUUUUUUGUUCCAUCCUAGAGCUGAACCUUGAAGGAAAUCCUAUCAUGCCUGAGGGCGUCAAUGCUAUAUAUUCUCUUCUCGUAAACCCACAGUGCUGUCUCAAAGUUUUGGUCCUUAGAAAGUGUCAACUUGGGCAUGCUGGAAUUCUCCGCAUAAUUGAGGCUCUGACUGAGAACAGCAGCCUUGAGGAACUUAAUCUCGCUAAUAAUUCUGUUCCAAUGGAAGUUUCUGCUCUACAAUAUGAUUUAUCGGUAAAAAGCUGCUCACAAAACCAGGAGCAGAAACUUGAUGCUAUGAAUGUUGAUGAUAAUCAAGAAGUUCCUUGCUCUCUAGAAAUGGCCGACCAUCAGCUGGAAGUUGCUGAUAGUGAAGAUAUUCCAGUAGAAGCUGCCGCUUCUGGAGUUGACGACAGCUGUGCCAGUUCAUGUCAAAGAAAUUCAUCCUCCGAGUGCCAUUUCACUCAACAGUUUUCAUUUGCUAUUGGUAAGGCACAGAACUUGCAAUUACUAGACCUUAGCAAUAAUGGUUUUUCCGCACAGGCUGCGGAAACAUUCUACUGUUCGUGGACAACCUUACGGCCGCUUUCAAGUAAAAAGCACAUUACCGAGCAGAUUAUUCAUUUCUCAACGAGGGAAAAUACGUGCUGCAGAGUGAAGCCUUGCUGCAAGAAAGUUUGAUAUGUAGCUCCCAUGUUAAUAUAUAUAUAUGCAGAUAAAAGAAUAAGAGGCAAAUAACCAGUUGAUGUUCGAGUGCACUUUUAUGAAUAAAAAGGCGUCGUUGCUUUAUAUAUACCUGUGAUAUCAACAGCUGAAUUUAUGCAUAUUACUUUAUACAUUGUACAGAUCCCCUAGCGUGAUUUAUCAUGUAAAGCACGUUCUUAAAGAAUUCGUCUUAAUCUCAUGUAUAUUAUGAGGAUUGGGCAGAAUCUGACGAGCUUGUUUGUAACGUCUGUAUCGUGCAAGGCUAUGAUUUAGAGUAUAUAGAGAAGACGGGUAUUU
This is a messenger RNA of Cajanus cajan (pigeon pea), 4383 nucleotides long. RefSeq names its product tetratricopeptide repeat (TPR)-containing protein (gene TSK). Gene Ontology annotation, cellular component: nucleus. Gene Ontology annotation, molecular function: protein binding. Lineage: Eukaryota; Viridiplantae; Streptophyta; Magnoliopsida; Fabales; Fabaceae. Gene Ontology annotation, biological process: response to DNA damage checkpoint signaling; meristem structural organization; epigenetic regulation of gene expression. The record is from RefSeq and is a predicted model, not a curated record.